AUGUCCGACUUUACAGCCAGUGUACAUUCGCAAUUGAAAAAAUUAGAUACUAAAUUAUCAGGCAACAAUGCCUUAGGCCAGCUUGAGAAAACUUUAAGGUUACCAAAAUCCUACAUUGUGGUUGGAGCAUCAUUUGCCUAUCUAUUAUUAAUCUUUGUCAAUGUAGGUGGUAUUGGUGAAAUUCUUUCCAAUUUUAUUGGUUUUAUCAUUCCAACUUAUCUAUCCUUAAUUGCAUUAAGAACCCCUGAAAAGAAAGACGAUGAACAACUAUUAACAUAUUGGAUCAUCUUUGGGUUUUUGAACGUCAUCGAGUUUUGGUCUGGUGCUAUAAUCUAUUUGAUCCCAUUUUAUUGGUUUUUGAAAACCAUCUUUUUAAUCUAUAUAUCAUUACCUGUUACUGGCGGUGCUACCUUGAUUUACAAAACUUUUAUCCAACCAAUUAGUGACAAAUAUAUCCUAGGUAAAGAAAAGACUAAUAUGGCUGGAAAGGCAUCCUCAUCCUUCAAAAGCAAUUUCACUUCUAAGAGAGGUGAUGGUAUUAGAGAAGCUGUCGACGAGGCCAGCAGCGGUAGAGCUACUGGUGCAUCUCCUUAUCAAAUGUAG
Naumovozyma dairenensis CBS 421 is the source of this 603-nucleotide messenger RNA. It is a transcript of the gene YOP1, whose product is annotated as Yop1p. The transcript has 2 exons. NCBI's taxonomy places the organism in Eukaryota, Fungi, Ascomycota, Saccharomycetes, Saccharomycetales, Saccharomycetaceae. Bases 1 to 603 code for a protein of 200 amino acids. The record is from RefSeq and is a predicted model, not a curated record.